ACCAGCAACACUUAAACAGCUUUCACAAGGCUUGAGAUGAAAAUAAUCAGCGUUUAUACUUCUGAUUUGUGCUAAUUCAGGGUUUUCUUCAAGGACUUUUUAAACACGAAAAAUCUCCUCUAUCCUGAUGGGGAACUGAAAACCAGACUAUCACCUAAAACAAGGAACAAUACAAUAAUGCAUUCAGUGCCAUUCUAGCAAGUUUUGGGAGCUGAAUCUUGAAACCUCUUUAUGAACAAAAGAAACUUAACAUGAUGGAAAACGCAUCCUCCGUCCACAGCGAUGUCAAAUUCCUGCUCUUCCAGCGCUACCUCUUCCCACCCGUCUACAUCCUGGUGCUGGUUUUGGGAUUGAUUGGAAAUCUGGGCGCGCUGUAUUACUUCAUCUUCAAAAUCCAACAGAAAUCGCCUUCGAACAUAUACAUCAUUAACCUAGCGGUGGCAGACACGCUUUUCCUGUUCGCCUUGCCCUUCCGCAUUCACUACCACCUCAAUGACAGCAACUGGAUAUUCGGCGAUGCCAUGUGUCGCAUCACAGGCACGAUAUUCUUCGCCAACGUGUACAUCAGCAUCACCUUCAUGACCUGCAUCUGUGUUGACCGAUACAUCGCCACCCUCCACCCUCACACUUACCUUCGUCUUCGAAACACUUGGCUCACUGCGCUGGUGAGUGGUACAGUUUGGCUGGUUUCUGGGUCGGCCAUGUUGGCCUUCAUGCUAACAUGCCCAUUGUCAAGCAAAGGGAAAAUGUGCUUUGAGGGAUUCACAUCAAAAGAAUGGAGCGAUUUGGCGCCCUAUAGUGUUUGCAGCCUCAUUUUUGGAUCCCUUCUUCCUUCUGUGGUCAUUUUGGUUUGCUACCCACUGGUGGCCCAUCGAAUUGCCCAAAUCAAGAAUUCGACCGCCCGUGGGGCUCGAAGGAUCAUUUAUGCCAUCCUGGCCAUCACCAUUCUGUGUUUCCUGCCUUACCAUGUGGUCCAUCUAGUGCACCUUCUGUCACGCUUGAGUGAAAAUCAAGAAGAUGACUGGAUUUACUUUCUGCGUAGGGUGACCAUGGCUCUGGUCAGUCUGAACAGCCUCUUAGACCCGAUGUUGUACUAUUUUGCCACCGGCCACUACAAGUGGAGGCUCAAAAGGCUGAGGCUGAAGAAGAAAAAGGGGGUUUAUUCCAUUUCCAAUGGAUUUUGAGAAAAAUUGAUUUCCAAUUAGAGUGCUCUGUGCCAUGUAAGACAAGUGGGCAGCUAAAAAAUAAAUAAAAAUAGCAUUUCCAUCUGCAAUGGCAAGUGCAAAACUGAAAUGUGGACUCUAGUUUAACUUGCUGCAAGUUUGAUUAAAGUUGCUGUAGGUUUUGGACUCUUCUCAAGCAUAGAAAAUACCUUAACAUGUUUGCAGAUGUUUAAGAAACAUGCUAACAUACUUGUUUAUCUGAACAACAAUGCUAAAGUCAGUUAUUCUCCUUCAAAAAUUGUAGCCGGCAGCUAGCUCUCUGCGACUCUCACAUGGUCCACUGAAGCGAAGUCAGUACCUGGAUGGGAGACCCAGGGUUCAUACACAUUUUUACCACAAAAAUUCCAUGACUUUACCAGGACUUUCAAGUCAAUUUUCAUGACCUAAUGUUUCAUGUAAUGUCAACAAAUACAUGGUAAAUAAUAAGAAAAACUAUGCACGUUUAAACUUAUUACAGCAUAUCAUAAAACAUGCAACAAUCUCUUUAGUUUCAAUUUAUUUUUAUAUCUAUGUAAAAUAGAUGACGCUUACACAGCACUAAC
Danio aesculapii is the source of this 1765-nucleotide messenger RNA. Its product is annotated as P2Y purinoceptor 1. Lineage: Eukaryota; Metazoa; Chordata; Actinopteri; Cypriniformes; Danionidae. Gene Ontology annotation, biological process: G protein-coupled receptor signaling pathway. The record is from RefSeq and is a predicted model, not a curated record. The transcript is spliced from 2 exons. Gene Ontology annotation, cellular component: membrane. Gene Ontology annotation, molecular function: oxysterol binding; G protein-coupled receptor activity. Bases 252 to 1184 code for a protein of 310 amino acids.